AGAGAGGGUGAAUGAAAGUUGAAGAUUGGAGAAGAGGCAGAGAGAGAAGGAUUCUGUGCUUCCGUUUGAGAUGUCUCGAUGGCUCUUUCAAUUAAGCAUCAGAAGAAUCUCUUAAAGGCUUAAAUCAAGCUACAGAACCCAUUUAGGGUGGACAUACAUAAAGGAAACUGCAGUGGUUUGGAGGUUAUACCAAUGGAUACCGUUAUAGAAGCAUCACAUGCUUCCUGGUCCGAUUUCACUCAUAAACUCAUGGAAACUGUACAACAGAGCGAGGUGUACAGUGAUCAUGGAGGCUGCUGAAAUAAUGAAAACAAAGCAGGACUGCAUCUACUCCACUGUCAUCAGGCUUAAGAAGGACACUCUUGGUGGAAGAAGAGGUUUUUAUAUUGCUUCACUGGAAAACAAGGGAGCUGGACAAAGACCAGAGGGGAUACCAAAACUCCCCUUCACCCAGUUAGACAACCUGAGCUACCAGAGGGAAGAUUCAUCCAUGAUGGCUCACAGGAAGUCAACGUUUGACCAUCAUAGCAAUGAUAAUGCUCUGCUGGUAGGAACCAAGCUGCCCAGAUCCAAUAGAGGCAACAUCAAGGACAAGAUUUCUUUGUGGGAGGGCAAAGAACCCACUCAUUCACCUCUUACCUCAGGUACUUUGGGCCAAUGUGUCAGUGUAAAAAGGACAGAAUCCCUAACAAAAACAGACAAUGAAUCUAUUGGCAAAUCAAGUACUGAGAGUUCCAGGAGAGUAGCCCAUAAGGACACGCAUUACCUUGGCAAGGAGAAUGUAGGAGAUUCGAGGCCUUGUUCACCUGUUGAACUCGGGAAACAGCAAAGAGGAACACUCAAUAGCAGUAAGUCCAUCGACAACCAAACAGUGGAGGACUACAGACGAGUUGUAGUUCAUAAAGAAACACAAGAUCAUGAGAAAGAGAAUGUCGAAAAGCUUGGGGAUUUAAGGCCUUGUUCGCCUACAGCAACAGAGAAGCAGCAGGUUGGGACCCUAAGGAAAAGCAACGACAGGAGAGCAGCAGAACAAGCAAGCCAGGAGAAGAGAGCCAUAUUCAGUCUUUUCAAAAAGCUGGAGUCUAUGGGCGAGAACCUGGGGAAGACCCCUCCAGAGCUCGGAAACUACUUCAGCCCACCAAGCAAAGACAAACAAGUGGAGGUGAAGAAAAAACAAUCAGAAGCUUUCGGUCGAAGUAAUGUGGCGAGAGACGUGAAGGAGUGUCAAGAGAACGUGUACACAGAGCCGGGUAUGCCUCCCAUCAACCCAGUACCCAAACCCAGACGAACCUUCCAGCACCCAGCAACUGCCCCGAUUGGAAAGAGGCAGGGGAGAGGGCAGAGGAACCUCCCUCCAUUGCCCUCCAUCUCCUCAAAAACAUCCUCAAAACCUCCUUCUGGUAUCUAUGGGAGACCCAGGGGGCAGACAGUUCGAGACAACAUCAACAGGAGAUCGUUUGAGUUUGAAGACCUUGGAGGGUCAAACAGUCCACUCUUCUCUCGCUCGCUGUCUCAGGAACAUCACUAUGAAGACAUCUUGGAUUCAUCCAAAGAAAACCCAUAUGAGGACAUAGAGCUGGAGAGUCAGAGCUCCCAGCAGUCUUUGCCUUCUUCACCUGGCGCUGAUAACACCAAGUUGCCAAGACCGGGCUUCUUUAGACAGAACUCAGGCAGGAGCUUUAAGUUGCUGGACCUGCGGAGAACCAACCAGCCAACCCACAGCAACAGUAGUGGAGGCGUUUCAUCUCCACCACAGCUCAGCCCUCCAUCCACCCCCAUCGGGCCUGAACACACGCCAUGGAUACCUGGAGACCCCUACAGUCGAACCUGCCGCAGGAUACCAACGGUUGUACUGAGGAUCAACGGCAUAUUUGAGGCUCGGAACAGGAAAAAACCUCUAAGAAGGAUCUAUCAUUAUGCUGAAACAAGCUCAGGAAGAGUAACAGAUGAAAACAGUGACUCUGAGAGUGAAGUUGAAGAAAGAGCAAAAGCUCACCGUCAGCGCCUCACGACAGUCCAGUCCAUACUGAGCCAGCCGAACCAGGCCCAGGUCCACUUCAAUGGCACCAACACCAGAAACUGCUCUGUGGAGCAGCGCAAACUUUUUGAAUACUUCCUGGUUGUGUCACUGCAGAAGUCGAAGGCUGGCGGCCACUAUCUGCCGGAGGUCACACAGCAGUUCCCACCUAAGCUGGAGCGAAGCUUCAAGUUCAUGAGGGAGACGGAGGAUCAGCUGAGGAUCAUUCCUCAGUUCUGUUUUCCUGAUGCAAAAGACUGGGAGCCUGUAGAAACCUAUCCAAGUGAGAUGUUCUCCUUCGUGUUGACCGGAGAGGACGGGAGCAGGAGGUUCGGAUACUGUCGCCGUUUACUGCCCAGCGGAAAAGGCAAACGUCUUCCAGAGGUUUACUGUAUAGUCAGUCACCUGGGCUGUUUCAACCUGUUCUCCAAGGUGUUGGAUGAGGUGGAGAGGCGGAGGGCUCUAUCUCCAGCUCUGGUUCAACCGUUCAUGAGAGCCAUCAUGGAGGCCCAGUUUCCAGCUCCUGGUAGAACCAUCAACAUCAAAACUUUUCUUCCCGGAUCAGGCACUGAGGUGAUGGAGCUCUGUCGACCAUCCGACUCACGUCUGGAACAUGUGGACUUUGAAUGUCUGUUUUCCUGUUUGAGUCUACGGCUGCUUCUAAGAGUGUUCGGCUCUCUGCUGCUGGAAAGACGAGUCAUCUUCACCGCUGAAAAGCUCAGUACUCUCUCCCAGUGCUGUCAUGCAGUCGUGGCACUACUUUACCCCUUCGUAUGGCAGCACACCUACAUCCCAGUGCUGCCCUCGGCGAUGCUCGACAUCGUCUGCACUCCGACUCCUUUCAUUGUGGGCCUGCUGUCCAGUUCGUUACCCCAACUCACCGAGCUGCCCCUGGAGGAGGUUCUGGUUGUGGAUCUUGGAAACAGUCGAUUCCUCAGACAGUUGGAUGACGAGGACUCCAUCCUGCCAUCGAAGCUCCAAACAGCCCUGGAGAAUGUCCUGGAGAGGAGAAGAGAACUUGCAAAUGAGCGAGGAGGAGAUAUAACCAAUGACUCUGGUCACCUCAGUACUGUCGUGUCCGAGGCCUUUGUCCGUUUCUUCGUGGAGCUGGUGGGCCACUAUCCACUCUUCAUCACUAGUGAACGCGAGGACGGCUACUCCUCCUCGUCCUCCUCCCCCGUCCCCUGCUCAUUCCAGGGGGAGGGUUUCCGUAAAGCGAUCCCAUCCAAGACCGUGCGCCGCUUCCUGGAGGUAUUCAUGGAGACCCAGAUGUUUGGCUGGUUCAUCCAGGAGAGGGAGCUCCACAGACAGGCUCUGAGAGGACUGUUUGAAGUGAGAGUUCAGGAGUAUCUGGACUCUAUUCAUGAGAAUGAGCAUCGGAGGGUUAACAGGUUUCUGAAAGGAUUGGGAAACAAAAUGAAGUUUCUGUCCAAGAAAUAAUGCAACUAUAGCUUCACAUAAAGAGACGCCACCUAAAAAGAAGAAGCAAACUAAAUCAUAAUUUGACUGCUUGUCAAAGAGCUCGUCCACACCAUCCACAUUCAGCCACUGAGUCUCACUGACGACAACUUCACAAAAGGAAGAUGCUGCUGUGUCUCACACAGAUGAAGAAACUUGGGACUGCAGACUUGCAGAAACACUUAAGGAGUCCUUGGUUGACUCUUUUUUAAAUAAGAUUCUUCAGGCAACAAUGUUCAUGAAUACAAAUAACACAGUGUAUAAAACGAGGAUGCUAUAUUUCUGUAAAUUAAGAUUAUUCACAGCACAAGAUGUCACUGAAUGGUUUAAUCCUCUGAUCUCCAGGCAGUUUUUGUGUGAUAUUUUGCUUCGCAACACAAUAUAAAUGUGCUCCUAUGGAAACAGCAUAACAAUAACUCAAAAAUGUCUUUUGUGCAGUAUGACAAAUUUAAAUCACCAUUUUCAAGUGCCCCCUUGUGCUUUUGUUACUGGAAAAAAAAUAUGGCUUUACAUGCUAUGGAUAUUUUACCUCUGAGAUUUUGAAUGUAUUUCAAUACUUGUAUGCUCUCUGUUUUGUCUAAACACAACCCAUAGUUCAGUCAAAAAUUUCCAGAAUUUUUGCCACUUGACUGUUGGUCUCAGCUGAGUCACUAAUGGCUUCAUGGUGGCACCAUAAAGAACAGAUUGUUUUUUGAUUUUUUUUUUUUUUUUUUUUUAACAGAAUCUGGACAAUGCAAAUGGUUUAUUUUUGGCAAAUUCCAAUAUGUGAUUAACAUGAAAUAUUGGGAUUUUAAGCUUUGAUUUGGUUUGUGUUCCCACCAGAACUGCAUGUCACACAUUAUUAGUUCAGAGACCAUCAUUAAGUUGAAAAUCUGACAAUUCUUUCUGUUUUUUACAGUUUAUGGCUCUGCAAUUUUGUUGAUUUUGUAAGUGAUAACAUGCCCUUUAAACCCGCUGGUGGGUUCUGGGGUUCAGAGGAUUAAUUAGUAUGAAAAAUAGACUAUCACAUUACAGUAGUAAGCAAUUGGAUGAACUGUACUGCGACAUCCAAGUUCAUGGUCAUGGUAUUCUCCAGAUCCACCAGGGGGCAGUAGUAUAUUUUCUCUGAUUGGAUGAUCUUGACACUGACAGUGACACAAAGUAGUUUUCCUGCUCCUACAUGCUUCACUUUGCUCCAAGUCUUAACAGUGACAACAUCACAAGUGCUUUGAAUAAAUAUUCUCUGGUUUUGA
This is a messenger RNA of Amphiprion ocellaris (clown anemonefish), 4707 nucleotides long. Its product is annotated as DENN domain-containing protein 2A-like. NCBI's taxonomy places the organism in Eukaryota, Metazoa, Chordata, Actinopteri, Pomacentridae. Bases 218 to 3457 code for a protein of 1079 amino acids. Gene Ontology annotation, biological process: retrograde transport, endosome to Golgi. The transcript is spliced from 20 exons. The record is from RefSeq and is a predicted model, not a curated record. Gene Ontology annotation, cellular component: actin cytoskeleton.